CAAUCGAUCAAUUAAAUCUCGGCGACGACUUCUUGCCUUCCUCUUUUAUCACCAAUCGAUCUCCGCCCCACUCAAUCCACUCUCUCCGCCUCUUUUCUCCCGAUCCAAAUCCACAACCGAAGAAAGGCAGCAGCGAUGGAAGGCCUCGUCAAAGGCUUGCUGAACGUGGCCCUGGACGCCAUUGGCGGCGACGACGGCGAAGACUUGCGGCGUCAGGGCGAGGAGCGCUCCAGAUCCACUUGGGCCCAGGUGGUCUCCUCCGGGGAUGCAGAGGGUGAGGGCGACUCCGGCCGCCGCCGAAACCAAUCGGGCGCCAGAAAGGCGAGCGGCGAAGGAAAUGAUGGAGACUGGGAGACCGUAAGCGGUAGGAGGAAGCAUCCGCAGGAGGAUUCACAGAAGAGACCUCAAAAGAGUUGGCAGGUACCAGCAGAAACCUGGAGUACAUACAAAAAACAUCCUGAUGAGCAAGAGUAUAUGGCUCAUACCCAGCAUGCUGCAAAUGUAGAACCAACAAGAGAGGAGCUUCAUGACCUUUCAAAAGCAUGUAGUAGAUUGUGGGAACUUGAUUUAAAUCGAUUGGUUCCUGGCAAAGACUACGAGAUCGAGUGUGGCAGAGGAAAAAAAGUCUAUCAAGAAGAAGACAUGGCUCAAGGCAGCCUCUUCACUUGGUUGAGUGAUUCGGUCCUAAGACAACCCACUUAUUCUAGGUUUUGUUCUCUUCUUGAUAACUACAAUCCAGAUGAAGGGUGCAGAGAAGUGGUCACCUCAGAAGAGAAGCAUGAGCAAGUUGCAUUUAUUGAGGAAAUUAGCAGGACUGCACCAAUCAAGUAUCUUUAUCACUAUCUAGUUUCCAAGGAAAUUAUAACUGAAAAUUUUGAGCAGUUCAAGAGAAUGAUGACCAGCUUAUGGUUCGAUUUGUAUGGUCGAGGUGGAGUUUCCGGUUCUUCAUCAGCCUUCGAACAUGUAUUUGUUGGAGAAAUCAAAAGGAAGGAAGAGAAAGAGGUCUCUGGGUUUCACAACUGGACUCAGUUUUAUUUGGAAGAGGCUAAAGGAACCGUCAAUUACCAUGGUUAUAUUCUACCAAGAAGACGCGGUGAAUGUGUGAGUGUACUAGUAAUUGUUCUUUUGUAA
This is a messenger RNA of Zingiber officinale, 1131 nucleotides long. Its product is annotated as poly(U)-specific endoribonuclease-like. Gene Ontology annotation, molecular function: RNA endonuclease activity. The transcript has 5 exons. The record is from RefSeq and is a predicted model, not a curated record. The coding region runs from base 136 to 1131 and encodes 331 amino acids. NCBI's taxonomy places the organism in Eukaryota, Viridiplantae, Streptophyta, Magnoliopsida, Zingiberales, Zingiberaceae.